CGCAUCGCCAUCUUGACGGUCUGCCACCUGGCAGUCUGGUGAUUUCAAAGGGAAAAGCAAAAAGGGAAAAGUCCAAGACGAAAUGGAGGAAAUGAUUCCUCCAAGCGAUUUGAAAUGUGAGGUAGGAGCGACAAUGAGAAGCCUCGACGUUCGUCCACACUUCACGGGGCUCUUUUCAGAAAUUCUGGAGAUUCCCAGUUCGGGCUAGUGAGCAGCUCUCCUAAUGGGGUUUAGCCGGUGCCUCCCACCGACGCGGUGCUUUGCGCGACUCGGCAAGCAGCAUUCGAACCUCAGGAACAUCAUCUCCACCAUCGAGACUUGCCCUUCUAUGUGGACGCCGGGGCGGUCUCAAACCAUCUAAUCAAUUUAGUUUUAUCGCGGAUUAUUCUCCAGGCACCGCCAAGCUGUUGUCGCGUCUGUUCGGCUUCACCUCGUCGCAAACAAUGCCGCCACCCGUGGCCGACUUGUCGGAUGACGAAUCCACCGGAGAGUCUAUCCCUUACGAUGAGGUUGAAGAUAAAAAGAACGGAGUUGAGGAAUCCAAUGAUGCGGACGACGACGAGGAAGACGACCUUUACGUAGUCGAGAAGAUCCUGGGCCACACAUUCAAGGGAAAUAAACUACUGUUCCAAGUGAAAUGGCAAGGCUACGAAGACCCCAGUGAUCAGACUAUGGAGCCAGAGGAGAACCUCGAUGGUGCACAGGAUGUUCUUGAAGAGUACUUCAAGUUUAUCGGAGGACGACCGGAAAAGCCACAACCCAAAAAGCGCAAAUCUAUGGGUCGACCACCCAAAGCGACACAGGAAAAGAAGCCAGAGCCGAAGAGGCGGAGAAGAUCACGAGCGCCGGACAACGAAGAGAUAGAUGCGGACGAAGAAAAGCCAAGAGAACAAGAAAAGGAAAAGGAAGGUCAAGUGCCGGACUGGAUGCCCAAGUCCAAGAACUGGGAGAAAGAGGUCAAAGCUGUUGAUACCAUAGUUCGCGAGGGUGAUAGUCUGGUGGCUUACCUGCACUGGAAUAACGAUAAGAAGUCCAAGGUUUCUAUUGAGACCUGUUAUGAAAGGUGUCCGCACAAGAUGCUUAAAUUCUACGAACAACACCUGUGAGUUCCGCCUAAACCGUGGGAAACCCAACGAGUCUAACGUCU
Molecule: messenger RNA, 1147 nt
Organism: Aspergillus versicolor CBS 583.65
Lineage: Eukaryota; Fungi; Ascomycota; Eurotiomycetes; Eurotiales; Aspergillaceae
Product: chromo domain-containing protein
Exons: 5
Coding region: 444-1106 (220 amino acids)
Biological process (GO): negative regulation of transcription by RNA polymerase II; chromatin organization
Cellular component (GO): pericentric heterochromatin; nucleus
Molecular function (GO): chromatin binding
Source: RefSeq, a predicted model, not a curated record